GUAUCCAAUACUAAACUACGACGGAGAAGCAAAGAGAUCAGAGUUAACGACGGACAUGGCGCCACCACCAUCGACGGCGAUCUCACCGGUAGUCGUGCUGGCCGUUAGGAUUCUGACGUUCGUUUGCCUGUUGGUGUCGCUCAUCUUAAUCACUACCAACACCGUUACUUUAUCUUCUUCAGAUUACGAUGGGGGUUUAAAGAUCAAGUUUAAUGAUCUCUAUGCUUAUCGGUACCUAGUUUCUACAGUGGUUCUGGGAAUAGCAUAUACUCUUCUCCAAACUGCAUUUUCCAUCUUCCAAGUCAGCACUGGAAACCGCAUUGGCGGAGAGGGUUUCUGCCUGUUUGACUUUUAUGGUGACAAGGUUGUUUCGUACCUUCUUGCCACCGGAGCGGCGGCGAGCUUUGGCAUGACGGUAGAAUUGAAGAGAAACGACCCGGGAAAGGACAUGGAUAAAUUUCUGAACGUGGGAAACGCGGCGGCUAGUCUUUGCUUCAUAGGUUUCUUGUUUGCUGCCGCCUCGUCCGUCUUCUCAUCUUAUGCUCUUCCUAAGAGAGUCUGAUGAUUGAUUGGAUUGUUCUCUGCAUGCAUGCAUGGAUUGAAAUGGUGUCGGACUAUUAUAUCAAGAUUUUUCAUCUUCCAAUGUUAGUUUUUGUUAAGAUUAUUGUUCCUGUAUGUGUAUUGUUUUAAGAGAUGGUUUAGGUGCAUCUCCUUAAUUGAGUCUAAAUUUAUAGUUACAUUUAUGGCAUGUUGCAUUUGUUCCACCUAAAUGUAAUUAAUAUUAUUUGAUUCAACUCACGUGAA
Molecule: messenger RNA, 804 nt
Organism: Ipomoea nil (Japanese morning glory)
Lineage: Eukaryota; Viridiplantae; Streptophyta; Magnoliopsida; Solanales; Convolvulaceae
Product: CASP-like protein PIMP1
Exons: 3
Coding region: 56-562 (168 amino acids)
Source: RefSeq, a predicted model, not a curated record